AUGGAAACCCUUCCCCUAACACCACUUCGUCGAACUAUAACUUAUUUCUUUCUGACAGCCGCAGAUUUCAUCACACCUUACACCACACCACCAUCUAACACCACAAGACUUAAUGUCACCACACGCUGAGGAGCCCACCACAAACGGCGAUAUGAGCAACGACAGCGCCCCCUUGACCAACGGUGAGACUCCGCAGUCGAGAGUUCUUUCGCAUCUGCACUCUUACCCCGUCGUCCACGACUCGGUCGAGUUCUACAAGUCCAACCCCUACGGAGCCAGGUCCCUCACUCUCUUCCACAACACGUACAACUCGUUCGUUGCACCCUUCCACCCCUACCUCAAGACACCGUACUCCUACAUCUCUCCGUACCUGACCCGCGCGGAUGAGCUUGGUGAUUCGUCUCUCUCAAAGCUCGAGAAGCGUGUUCCCAUCGUCAAGGAGGACACCACCAAGCUCAAGGAGCUCGCCUUCUCGCCUCUCACCUACGUCUUCGGCACAUACCAGGAUGAGUACAAGAAGACACAAGGCCCCGAGGGACUUGUCAAGACGGUAAAGGCAGGAAUCAGCACUGAGUUGAAGGUCGCCCACGACGCGUUCAACUUCGCUGUGGAGUACUGGAACAAGGGGAAACAGCAAGCCGCUAAGAAGGCUGACGAGGUCAAGCAGUAGGAUGGCGAGGAAGUCGUCGAGCUAUACAGCUGCUCCUGCAAGAUCUGCAGGGUCGCGAGAGCUAGGGUCGAUUUUGUAGCAGAGCUGAGGGUGCAUGUAUACGAUAGGGAUGCUCCACCAUCACCGAUCACGAGUGCGCCUCAGAUUGCCAGGGCAGCCUGAUGUGGGAGGAGGUGGAUCAUUGAAGUUGUUAGAUACCUUUCGUUAUUCUUUUCAGUGUAGUUGAGUUCGAAGUACAUCCAUUCUCGAGCAGGUUUAGAUGGUAUAAUGAUGACGACAGCUUGUUUCUGCUA
Boeremia exigua is the source of this 963-nucleotide messenger RNA. Its product is annotated as CAP20-like protein. The record is from RefSeq and is a predicted model, not a curated record. The coding region runs from base 113 to 670 and encodes 185 amino acids. The transcript has 2 exons. Lineage: Eukaryota; Fungi; Ascomycota; Dothideomycetes; Pleosporales; Didymellaceae.